Molecule: messenger RNA, 1503 nt
Organism: Schizosaccharomyces cryophilus OY26
Lineage: Eukaryota; Fungi; Ascomycota; Schizosaccharomycetes; Schizosaccharomycetales; Schizosaccharomycetaceae
Product: L-azetidine-2-carboxylic acid acetyltransferase
Exons: 1
Coding region: 728-1381 (217 amino acids)
Molecular function (GO): acyltransferase activity, transferring groups other than amino-acyl groups
Source: RefSeq, a predicted model, not a curated record
GUUUAUUUUAUUUCUAUGAUAAUCUAUGCAUUUCUUACGAGCUUAUAUCUGUACACGGAUUCCAUUAUAAUGAGCAUAUGAUUGUUUUUAUGAAUUCUUUCUUACAAUAGUAUUUACCAAAACUCAAUGAUGAGGCAGAAUCGAAAGUGAAAUGAUCCUAUGGCUUAAUAUUUGUAUUUUUAUCCAUAAAUAUAUCAAAAAGACGACACUUCUACAAUAUAUCUUUGUCAUUCCUUCAUCGACAAUCUCAAAGCUCAUUUUCUUCACAUCAUAUUUUCUUUAGCAUGUUGGUUAUGUUUCGUAGUAACAAAACUGACCAUAAGCUAGUCCUCAGAAUGAAGAAUAUGAAUUUCAACAUUGCCUAAAUGAUUAAUGCACAAGUAAAUAAGUAAAAAAUAAAUCAUGAUUUAUAGAUACAGUUUGUCGACAGUUUAAACACCACACUCCUCCAGAUUUCAGUCCCAAUGUAUACGGCAUUUACAAACGAUUUUUAUCCUUUCUAAUUUCUUUUGCAUUUGUAGAAAACACAACUACACAUUACACUGUUUAUGCGUCUUAUCAACGGUUUAUUAUAUUCCCAAACUUCGUUGGAAUUCACAAUCGCUUAUAUAAGCACUAGACAAUUAGUUCAAAAGCUUUUCUCUUUUUUAUUUCUACGACCUCAUUGACUUUAGUUUUUUUUGCCAAGUUUUCCCUAUUUCAAGUAUUUUUUGUUAAUUGAUUUGUCAUGGAUAUUCAAUUGAAAAAUCCUAAUAUCAUUCCUCUCUGGAAAUGCGCGAAUGCAAAGGCUUGUUGUAUGGCUAUUGAUGGCUCCACAGUCAUUCAUGAUAAACCUGGUUUGCUCUCUCGCCUAAGGGAGAUCCUUAAUUAUGAAAUUGAAAAGGGAGACACGUAUCCUAUAGAAAGCCCUUUGAGCCUGGAAGAAGCUGAGGAAUACUUCUUUAAAUAUUGCACAGUCAUUUGCUUAGAAUGGGACGGCCAUAGUCCACUUCCUAACCUACAAACGUCUACAAUAGAUUGGAAAAGAAUGAUCCUCGGGUUUUUUAUCAUAAAACCAAACUAUCCUUCUCGCUGUAGUCACGUAUGUAAUGGCGGAUUUUUAGUAGCUCCCGAGACUCGUGGUCGGGGUAUAGGGAGAGUACUUGCAUAUGCGUUCUUGUACUUUGCGCCUCGCAUGGGCUACAAGUCUAGUGUCUUCAAUCUCGUAUUCGCAACCAAUGUAGCCAGUUAUAAGUUGUGGGACAGCCUUGGUUUCACUCGCGUAGGAGUAGUUCGUAAUGCUGCUCGUUUAAAAGGAUAUCCCAAGCUUGUUGACGCAUAUAUCUAUCAAUAUGAAUUUCCUCCCUUGAACGAAGAAGCUGAAACAGGAGCUACAUCCUAAUUCAAAUCUAUUCGAUUCAUUAUUUUGGAUUAUAGAGAUGUUUAUGUCUUUUUUUAUUAGAUUUACAUAUAAUAUAGUAUUAUCAUUAACCUUCCUUCAUGAACUAAAAAGCGAAAACCUGA